Molecule: messenger RNA, 1170 nt
Organism: Geosmithia morbida
Lineage: Eukaryota; Fungi; Ascomycota; Sordariomycetes; Hypocreales; Bionectriaceae
Product: TatD DNase family protein
Exons: 3
Coding region: 1-1170 (389 amino acids)
Cellular component (GO): cytosol
Molecular function (GO): 3'-5'-DNA exonuclease activity
Source: RefSeq, a predicted model, not a curated record
AUGGCUUCUCAACCGCCAUCCUCGGAAGUAGCAUCGACAUCGUCUACUUACAAGCCUAGAUACAUUGAUAUUGGCAUUAACCUUGCAGAUCCCAUAUUCCGUGGCAUGCAUAAUGGCAAGCAACGCCAUCCAGAUGACCUCGAGGCCGUUGUAAGCAGGGCCAAGGAGGUCGGUUGCACUAAGCUCCUGGUGACAGGGUCGGAUUUUGCCAGUAAUCGGGAUGCACUCAAGCUGGCCGAACAGUUCCGUGAGUACAACUAUACCUCCUCCAUCUUCAGCUCCGAGUAUCACGGCCCAUCCCGUCGGUCGUCGGACGCAGGCACCGAAGCGGCGGCAGGCCACAGCACGCCGUGUGACCCCGACCCGUCGGCCCCGCUGCCGGACAGCCACCUUCCGGACCCCACCAAGUCGGCCUCCAUCAUCGUCAGGCUGACCGACGCCAUCAAGUCCGCGCAGUCGUCGUCGCCGGGGCGUCUCGCCGCCUUCGGCGAGUUCGGCCUCGACUACGACCGUCUGCACUACUGCUCCAAGAACGUGCAGCUGCACUCGUUCGCCGCGCAGCUCGAGGUGGCCGCCUCGCUGGAACCGCAGCUCCCGCUGUUCCUGCACUCGCGCGCCGCCCACGACGACUUCGUGCGCCUCCUCAAGGACGCCUUCGGCCCCCGGCUGGAGGGCCUCCGUACCGGCGGCGUGGUGCACAGCUUCACCGGGUCUGCCGAGGAAGCCCGCGAGCUCAUGGACCUGGGCCUGUACAUUGGCAUCAACGGCUGCAGCUUCAAGACGGCUGAGAACUGUGCCGUGGUCAAGGAGGUCGCCCUCGAUCGCAUCAUGCUCGAGACCGACGGGCCCUGGUGUGAGGUCCGUCCCAGUCACGAGGGGUACAAGUAUCUCAUCGAGAAGAAGGACAGUAGCCAGACUGAGGGUCAGCAACAGGGACAGCAGAAGAAGAAGAAUCAGAAAAAGGAACCUGAUGUACCAGAACGGUUCAAGGUUGUCAAGAAGGAGAAGUGGGUAGAAGGCGCCAUGAUCAAGGGCCGCAACGAGCCCUGCAGCAUAGAGAGGGUGGCCAAGAUUGUCGCUGCCAUCAAGGGCGUGACCGUCGAGGACGUCUGCGAGGCAGCAUGGCGCAACACAAUCAAGGUCUUUGGCCUUGGCGAGCAGGUUGCGUAA